AUGGCUGCUGCAAUUGCAACUCCCGAGGCAAAGAUCCUGGCGGAGAUGGUCGGGGAGGUGAUCAUGGAGCACACCAUCCCAAUAACCGGGUGCGACAACUACGAGAUGCGGGAGGACGAGAAGAAGAUGCUGGCAGCCAUCGCCAAAGAGGUAAGUCCCGUUAUCGGCCAGACCGCCGAGGUCAUCUCCGUCCCGAUGGGCGACCGCUGCGUCAAGGCCCGGUCCAUGGUGAUCUGCACCGCCGAGCGCCUGGAGCCCGAGGCGCGGACGGAGAUCAUGCGGCGCGCGACCAACGCGCUCAGGACGCACGAGUUUGACGUCUUCUUCCGCACCGGCGAGAUGACGCGCGAGUUCGCCGAGGCCAUCAUCGCGAGCAGGCAGUGGAUUAGUGCCGCGUGGGGCUCGGACGGCGGGCCGGGAGCUGUCGCCAAGUCCGGCACGGUCGACCCCAAGGCCGCCGUGCCUAGGCGUCAGCUGCCGCAGCCCGCCGCCUCUCGCAUCAAGCCUCCCACGGCCACCGCCGCCCCGGCCCGCAAGGUCACGGCGCUGCCCCGGCCUGGCUGCGCGCGGCCUGCUUGCCAGCCGGCCGCGCCGGCUCAGCGGAAGGUGACCACGCCGACUCCCAGGGGCUCGGCCACAUCGGUUCCCAAACGAUCGACCACGCCGAUUCCCAAACGGUCGACCACGCCGAUUCCUGCAAAGGCAUCUACUCUACCUACGAGGAGCCCAAGUGUUUCGACACCCAGCCGACUCAGGGCGCCUAAUGUCGUCAAGGAGACUGCGCCCCUAGCCCCCACCAUGCGUGCCCCUAACAGCAGCCUGCCUAACUACUGGAACAAAACUCCCCUAGCUGACGACAUGCGCCCACUCCAGCUCCUAGACCCAGCCCCAGCAUACCGCACACGACAAUCGCCGCCAACGCGAAAGCUGCAACAAUGACGGCGCGCGCCACGACGGCCGACCAGCGCCUACUAGCGGCAGAAAAGGCCUUGACCGAGCGGGCCGUCCUCCUGCAGAGCCCGCUCUGGAUGGCCGCCGUGGGCUGGGUGAUGCUUACCGGCCGCUUGGCCACCUGGGCCGACCGCGAACUGCUGCUCUUCUCGACCGGCGUCGCCUUGCCCGCCCUCGUUGUGCCCGCCCUCGUCGCUCGCCCCAAAACUGCCCGCCGGCCUCCUCUCCUCGCCCAGCAUUGGCUCAAGCUCAACCUCUGGGUGUUCAUCGUCGUGUGCUGGGGCACCUACUUUGGCUCGCACUACUUCUUCCAGCUGAUGGGCAUGCGCUACCACUUCCCCGCCAUCCGCCUCACGCUCGACUCGGACGUGCUGCGCGGCGGCGGCGGCGGCG
Gaeumannomyces tritici R3-111a-1 is the source of this 1344-nucleotide messenger RNA. RefSeq lists its product as hypothetical. The coding region runs from base 1 to 939 and encodes 312 amino acids. The transcript has 2 exons. Lineage: Eukaryota; Fungi; Ascomycota; Sordariomycetes; Magnaporthales; Magnaporthaceae. The record is from RefSeq and is a predicted model, not a curated record.